AUGGUUGCCGCUGCUGCUGCUACUACUGCUGCUGCCCCAUCGAAGGCAAAGGUGCCCAAGGCUCCAGCUACGCAUCCGCCCUUCGCGAAGAUGAUUAUCGAGGCCAUCGCUGCCUUGAAGGAGAGAGGUGGUUCGAGCCGACAGGCUAUCAUCAAGUACAUCAACGCCCACUACGUGGUCGACGAGAAGGUCGUCGACUCCAACGUCCGUCGAGCGCUCUCAACUGCCACCGACGCCGGUAAUCUGGUUCGUGUCAAGGGCGUCGGUGUCAACGGUUCCUUCAAGAUCUCGCGGAAGGUCGAAAAGAAGCCCAUCGCGACGAAGAAGCCCAAAAAGGAGUCGAAGGCGGCACACGUGAAGAAGACUGCAACCCCGAAGAAAAAGGCGGUCGUCGCUUCCAAGCCAACGAAGGAUAAGUCGAUUAAGAAGGCUGUUGGUGCCGCCACAAAGCCCAAGGCAGUCGCCAAAUCGAAGAAGCCUUCCGCGGCUGUCAAGAAGGCCAAAGUCGCCAAACCCGUCAAGCCUGCUGUCAAGAGGACCCCCAAAAAGUCCGUCAAGAAGUAG
Molecule: messenger RNA, 564 nt
Organism: Mesocestoides corti
Lineage: Eukaryota; Metazoa; Platyhelminthes; Cestoda; Cyclophyllidea; Mesocestoididae
Source: the annotation of a GenBank genome assembly